AGUUCCGACCCACAGCCUGGCACCCUUCGGCGAGCGCUGUUUGUUUAGGGCUCGGUGAGUCCAAUCAGGAGCGCAGGCUGCAGUUUUCCGGCAGAGCAGUAAGAGGCGCCUCCUCUCUCCUUUUUAUUCACCAGCAGCGCGGCGCAGACCCCGGACUCGCGCUCGCCUGCUGGCGCCCUCGGCCUGUCUCCGCGCCUGGGAGCACCCUCCGCCGCCGCCGUUCUCCAAGCGCAGCGACAGCCCGAGGACCUAGACGUCAGCUUGGAGCGGCGCGGGACCGUGGAUGGCCUUGACUGACGGCGGCUGGUGCCUGCCGAAGCGCUUCGGGGCCGCGACUGCGGACACCGGCGACUCCGGAGCCUUUCCAGCGCGGGAGCCCUCCACGCCACCUUCCCCCAUCUCUUCCUCGUCCUCCUCCUGCUCCCGGGGAGGGGAGCGGGGUCCCGGCGGCGCCAGCAACUGCGGAACGCCUCAGCUCGACGCGGAGGCAGCUGCAGGACCCCCGGCCCGCUCGCUGCUGCUCAGCUCCUACGCUUCGCAUCCCUUCGGGGCUCCCCACGGACCUUCGGCGCCUGGGGUCGCCGGCCCUGGGGGCAACCUGUCGAACUGGGAGGACCUGCUGCUGUUCACUGACCUCGAUCAGGCCGCGACCGCCAGUAAGCUGCUGUGGUCCAGCCGCGGCGCCAAGCUGAGCCCCUUCGCACCCGAGCAGCCGGAGGAGAUGUACCAGACCCUUGCAGCCCUCUCCAGCCAGGGUCCGGCCGCCUACGACGGCGCGCCAGGCGGCUUCGUGCACUCUGCGGCCGCGGCGGCAGCAGCCGCGGCGGCGGCCAGCUCCCCGGUCUACGUGCCCACCACCCGCGUGGGCUCCAUGCUGCCCGGCCUGCCGUACCACUUGCAGGGCUCCGGCAGCGGGCCAGCUAGCCACGCAGGCGGCGCGGGCGGGCACCCCGGCUGGCCCCAGGCCUCGGCCGACAGCCCCCCAUAUGGCGGCGGAGGCGGCGCGGCGGGCGGCGGGGCUGCGGGGCCUGGCGGCGCUGGCUCGGCCGCGGCGCACGUCUCGGCGCGCUUCCCCUACUCGCCCAGCCCGCCCAUGGCCAACGGCGCCGCGCGGGAGCCGGGAGGCUACGCGGCGGCCAGCAGCGGGGGCGCGGGAGGCGUGAGCGGCGGCGGCGGCAGCCUGGCGGCCAUGGGCGGCCGCGAGCACCAGUACAGCUCGCUGUCGGCGGCGCGACCGCUGAACGGGACGUACCACCACCAUCACCACCACCAUCCGAGCCCCUACUCGCCCUACGUGGGGGCUCCGCUGACGCCCGCCUGGCCCGCCGGACCCUUCGAAACCCCGGUGCUGCACAGCCUGCAGAGCCGUGCCGGAGCCCCGCUCCCGGUGCCCCGGGGCCCUAGCGCAGACUUGCUGGAGGACCUGUCCGAGAGCCGCGAGUGCGUGAACUGCGGCUCCAUCCAGACGCCGCUGUGGCGGCGGGACGGCACCGGCCACUACCUGUGCAACGCCUGCGGGCUCUACAGCAAGAUGAACGGCCUCAGCCGGCCCCUCAUUAAGCCACAGAAGCGCGUGCCUUCAUCACGGCGGCUUGGAUUGUCCUGUGCCAACUGUCACACCACAACUACCACCUUGUGGCGCAGAAAUGCUGAGGGGGAGCCCGUGUGCAAUGCUUGUGGACUCUACAUGAAACUCCAUGGGGUGCCCAGACCACUUGCUAUGAAAAAAGAAGGAAUUCAAACCAGGAAACGAAAACCUAAAAACAUAAAUAAAUCAAAGACUUGCUCUGGUAAUAGCAAUAAUUCCAUUCCUAUGACUCCAACUUCCACCUCUUCUAACUCAGAUGAUUGCAGCAAAAAUACUUCCCCUACAACACAACCUACAGCCUCAGGGGCGAGUGCCCCGGUGAUGACUGGCGCGGGAGAGAGCACUAAUCCCGAGAACAGCGAGCUCAAGUAUUCUGGUCAAGAUGGGCUCUACAUAGGCGUCAGUCUGGCCUCGCCGGCCGAAGUCACAUCCUCCGUGCGACAGGAUUCCUGGUGCGCCCUGGCCCUGGCCUGAGCCCACGCCAGCCAGGAGGCAGGAGGGCUCCGCCGUGGGCCGCGCUCCACUCGUGUCUGCUUUGUGCAGCAGUCCAGACAGUGGCGACUGCGCUGACAGAACGUGAUUCUCGUGCCUUUAUUUUGAAAGAGAUGUUUUCCCCAAGAGGCUUGCUGAAGAGUGAGAGGAGAUGGAAGGGAAGGGCCAGUGCAACGGGGCGCGUCGCCUCCCCUUCUGGCCAGGGCCACUCCAGCCAGCCCGCCUCGGGGGGCGGACCCUGCUCCACUUCCAGAAGCCGGGACUGGGACCCGGGCCUUGCUUGCUAAGGAAUAUUGAGAGAGAUUUUUAAAAAAGAUUUCGCAUUUUGUCCAAAAUCAUGUGCUUCUUCUGAUCAAUUUCGGUUGUUCCAGAAUUUCUUCAUACCUUUUCCACAUCCAGAUUUCACGUGCGUUCAUGGAGAAGAUCACUUGAGGCCAUUUGGUACACAUCUCUGGAGGCCGAGUUGGUUCAUGAGGUCUCUUGUCAAAAAUAUCACUCAGUUUGCAAGACUGCAUUGUAACUUUAACACACACUGUGACUGACAUUUCUCAAAGUUCAUAUUGCGUGGCUGAUCUGAAGUCAGUCGGAAUUUGUAAACAGGGUAGCAAACAAGAUAUUUUUCUUCCAUGUAUACAAUAAUUUUUUUAAAAAGUGCAAUUUGCGUUGCAGCAAUCAGUGUUAAAUCAUUUGCAUAAGAUUUAACAGCAUUUUUUAUAAUGAAUGUAAACAUUUUAACUUAAUGGUACUUAAAAUAAUUUAAAAGAAAAAUGUUAACUUAGACAUUCUUAUGCUUCUUUUACAACUACAUCCCAUUUCUAUAUUUCCAAUUGUUAAAGGAAAAAUAUUUCAAGAACAAAUCUUCUCUCAGGAAAAUUGCCUUUCUCUAUUUGUUAAGAAUUUUUAUACAAGAACACCAAUAUACUCCCUUUAUUUUACUGUGGAAUAUGUGCUGGAAAAAUUGCAACAAAACUUUACUACCUAACGGAUAGCAUUUGUAAAUACUCUAGGUAUCUGUAAACACUCUGAUGAAGUCUGUAUAGUGUGACUAACCCACAGGCAGGUUGGUUUACAUUAAUUCUUUUGGAAUGGGAUGUCCUAUGGAAACCUAUUUCACCAGAGUUUUAAAAAUAAAAAGGGUAUUGUUUUGUCUUCUGUA
Sapajus apella (tufted capuchin) is the source of this 3236-nucleotide messenger RNA. It is a transcript of the gene GATA6, whose product is annotated as GATA binding protein 6. Bases 284 to 2062 code for a protein of 592 amino acids. Gene Ontology annotation, molecular function: zinc ion binding; DNA-binding transcription factor activity, RNA polymerase II-specific; RNA polymerase II cis-regulatory region sequence-specific DNA binding. The record is from RefSeq and is a predicted model, not a curated record. The transcript has 7 exons. Gene Ontology annotation, cellular component: nucleus. Gene Ontology annotation, biological process: positive regulation of transcription by RNA polymerase II; negative regulation of transcription by RNA polymerase II; cell fate commitment. NCBI's taxonomy places the organism in Eukaryota, Metazoa, Chordata, Mammalia, Primates, Cebidae.